Messenger RNA from Coregonus sp. 'balchen', 22134 nucleotides. NCBI's taxonomy places the organism in Eukaryota, Metazoa, Chordata, Actinopteri, Salmoniformes, Salmonidae. The record is from the annotation of a GenBank genome assembly.
GAUGAGUUGGGAAAGACCAGGAUUCCAGCAUCUUUCAACGAGUAAGUACAGGAUAAAAAGUCCCCUAACUUUCGCAGCUAAAAACUGGCUCAGAAACAAUCACAGUAAAAGCUCCUUGACUGACACCCUCUAGUGCCCUUCUCUCACUGUUUAGUAAUUGCUCUCAUUUCUAUCUCUCUCUCUCUCUCUCUCGCUCUCGCUCUCGCUCUCUCCCUCUCCCUCUCCCUCUCCCUCUCCCUCUCCCUCUCCCUCUCCCUCUCCCUCUCCCUCUCCCUCUCCCUCUCCUCUCGCUCUCGCUCUCGCUCUCGCUCUCGCUCUCGCUCUCGCUCUCGCUCUCGCUCUCGCUCUCGCUCUCGCUCUCGCUCUCGCUCUCGCUCUCGCUCUCGCUCUCGCUCCAGUAGGCCUGCUUUCAAUAAUGACCUUCUCUCUCUGGAUCCGUUUGGCCCCACCCUGGGAGGCUCCUCCUCAUCAACAGGUAAGCCCCGCCCCAACCCACCAUGUUUUUCUCAGAGCUGUAUAAACAGAGUUUCGAUGUACUCCUAUGGGUGGCUAGGCGAGUUCGGUGACAACCAUGGGGUUCUAUCUAGAUCACUUUCCUAAAGUAUGGGUCGCGACCAUGUUAAUGGUGGGUCAUUUGGGAUCUGAACUUACUGUUGAGAGUUAGAAUAGUAGAAUGCACAAGGUGCAUUUUAGAAAUGUGGUUGUGCAUCUGCAGUUUUUCUCUUGUUAUGUCAGUCACUGACAGUCACUCAAUUAGCCAUGUCAGCUAACAUUUUUUAGAUGAGUAAUUGAGUCUAGCCAGCUAUCCGAUACCAACCGGGCACGCAGGGCAUAUGCCCAGGGGCUUUGACCCCCAGGGUGCCCCCAUUUUGAUUUUGGUAGUCACUCCCACUCACAUACUGUAUCAUAUUAACAUGGCAAAAGGUGUAGAAUUGCAGGAAUUCAGCUUUCAAACUGCAAAUGUCUCUCCAUCCCAUAGCAAAAUGAACAGAAUUGCAUAAAAUGUGUUUUAAAAUUGCAACAUUUUCUGCACGCCCCAUGGCAAAAUGUGUAGAAUUGCAGGAAAUGUACUUUAAAACAUAAAUGUUUCUCUCCGCUGUCAAGAAGGGGGUCACUAAAUUCUUUUGUACUAUUAAAAAUGUUUUCGGACCUUUCAUUAUGGUAUAUUUUGUGUAGGUGGGUGAGAUUUCUUAAAAUAUUUAAUCAAUUUUGAAUUCAGGCUGUAACACAACAAAAUGUGGAAUAAGCAAGGGGUAUGAAUACAUUCAGAAGGCACUGUAUAGGGAGGAAUGGUCUAUGAUCCCUCCCAAUGUGUUCCCCAAUCUCAUAAAACAUUUUAGAAAAGGGCUCAUUCCUCGCGAGGGGAGGGUGCCGGAGUAUUGAAAACAGGGGUGCCAAUAAUGUUUACCCCCAUCUUUUCGAUAUUUGUUUUCAUUAGCAAUUGUAUUAGUAUAAAAUAAUAUAAUUAAAACAAAUAUAUGUUUUGCAUACAAUAUAGCGCAACAUUUGUAGAAUUUAUAGAAUUUGUAGAAUUUAUUUUAUAGUCUUUUUUUGCUCAUUUAUUUUUGCUCAUUUAUCGAGGGUGCCAAUCAUUUAGGUCAUGCCUGUAUAUAAAUGGCUCUGGUUUUCACUCUAAUCUCAGACUACUGCUGAUACAGACAUGACCCCACACAGCUCCACGGGUAGGCCAGGCAGUCCCCUGCAGAGCUCAACAACAUUAGGAAGCUCCUACUGUGUACACAUUACACAUAUACAUCAGUCCUCCUCAUACAUAUCUUAUGUUGACAGGGGCCUCUCCAGUGCUCACUCCCAACCUAAACUUAAGUUGUGUGUCUGAGAGAAUGUUUUGUGGACUGUCUGUAUUGGUUAUGAGUUUCUAAUAGAUGAUGUUUCUAAUAGGAGAUUUUGCUCAUACCUUUAUUUUAUUUACAGUUUUUUUUUAUUUUACUGUUUUUUUUGUUAAAUGUUUAUUUGAAGCUUUUGUCAUAAAUGUUUGUGUGGAAUUCUUGUCACAGUUUUGAUUAGUAUGCAUUUAUCUGUCUUCAAAUGUAAGUACAUUCUAAGUCAAAAGACAUUUCACACAUAUAUUAUUUAGUAUACUCUACCAGUGAAAGGUUUUAGAACACCUACUCAUUCCAGGGAUUUUCUUUAUGUUUACUAUGUUAUACAUUGUAGAAUAAUAGUGAAGACAUCAAAACUAUGAAAUAACACAAGUAACCAAAACAUUUUUAUAUUUGAGAUUCUUCAAAUUGCCACCCUUUGCCUUGAUGACAGCUUUGCACACUCUUGGCAUUCUCUCAACCAGCUUCACCUGGAAUGCUUUUCCAACAGUCUUGAAGGAGUUCCCACAUAUGCUGAGCACUUGUUGGCUGCUUUUCCUUCACUCUGCGGUCCGACUUAUCCCAAACCAUCUCAAUUGGGUUGACACAUUCUCCACCGGUCUGAUGUCCAUUGCUCAUGUUUCUUGGCCCAAGCAAGUCUCUUCUUAUUAUUGGUGUCCUUUAGUAGUGGUUUCUUUGCAGCAAUUCGACCAUGAAGGCCUGAUUCACACAGUCUCCUCUGAACAGUUGAUGUUGAGAUGUGUCUGUUACUUGAACUCUGUGAAGCAUUUAUUUGGACUGCAAUUUCUGAGUUAACUCUAAUAAACGUUAUCCUCUGCAGCGGAGGUAACUGUGGGUCUUCCAUUCCUGUGGCGGUCCUCAUGAGAGCCAGUUUCAUCAUAGCACUUCAUCUUUUUUGCGCCUGCACUUGAAGAAACGUUCAAAGUGUUUGAAAUGUUCCGUAUUGACUUAAAGUAAUGAGGGAAUGUCGUUUCUCUUUGCUUAUUUGAGCUGUUCUUGCCAUAAUAUGGACUUGGUCUUUUACCAAAUAGGGCUAUCUUCUGUAUACCAACCCUACCUUGUCACAACACAACUGAUUGUCUCCGAAGGAAAGACAUUCCACAAAUUAACUUUUAACAAGGCACACCUGUUAAUUGAAAUGCAUUGCAGGUGACUACCUCAUGAAGCUGGCUGAGAGAAUGCCAAGAGGGUGCAAAGCUGUCAUCAAGGCAAAGGGUGGCUGUUUGAAGAAUCUCAAAUAUAAAAUAUAUUUAGAUUUGUUUAACACCUCUUUGGUUACUACUUGAUUCCAUAUGUGUUAUUUCAUAGUUUUGAUGUCUUUGCUAUUAUUCUACAAUGUAGAACAUGGUAAAAAUAAAGAAAAACCCUUGAAUGAGUAGGUGUGUCCAAACUUUUGACCGGUAGUGUAUGUAAAGACAAGAUUAAAUCAAGAAUAUUCUGAUGGGUGACAGUAUUAGCCUAUAACUUGUGAAUUAUAUAUUAUCACUUGUGAAUGAUGCCCAGCUUAAGGCAAGAAACAGCGCAUGUCUUUUUUUUGCGACUUUUUCAAAUAAUAGUCACACACCAUGUAGCCCAGCCCAUAGGCCUAUAUGUUUUGAAAAGGUUUGUAUCACAACUAAAGUGGCCAAUUUGUAAAAAAAUUAUUAAGCACAUAAUCCGCUUUACAACUGGUGUAGAGCCUAACUUGCAUGCAUACAUACGCAGCGUGUGAGUUUCAAAUUUGGGGAAGAUUAUUUUCACCAUAAAAAUGCACCUUCAUAUUAAAAGCAUUACAUGUAUUUACGGUCACUUUUGAGAAUGGUGUUUUCAUGGGGGAUAGUAGAUUGACAUAGGCUAGUGCUUUUGCUGUUCGUUAGGCCUACUCAUCUUGUUGGCUGACGAAAAGUUCUUCCAAUAUCUUCAUGCGCCUCGGAAUUGGAUACGGACGUGUGUCUGUCUUCACUUGUAUCCUGUGAGAAAUACCCUAUCAUGUGAUGGAGAGCCAUGUGAGUGAGAGGUGCUUCGGAGCAGACAGCCAGGAGAAUUAUAAUUAUUAUAUUCAGCCCAAGGGCACAACAGCCACUGGCCGCAAAAGGCAUUGGUUUUUUUGCGGGGGCAUUACGGCCACACAAAGGGGAUGCCGCGGGGAAAUUCAAGGCAUUAUCAAGUGCUUAUCAAAUUGUGAAUGAGAGACUGAUGAAGUGUGUACAGCCUGCUCAAUAAAACUAAGCAGAGCUUCAUGCCUUUCAUGCCACUUUUUUCAAAUCAUCAUUAGUUGCAUCAUGCAUCCUUAGAUUGUAUUAAAAAUCAAAACAUAUAGCCCAACGUUUGUAUCACAACUAAAGUUACAGAAAUUACUCUAAAUUAAGCAUAUAUAGGAGUACCUGUUUCUUUGUUAACCGCUCAACACAGAAUAGCUGCAUGUGCACACUCCCUCAAUUCAUUUAGAGAAAAUAUAAUUUAUAUUUUAUUCAGCUAUGUUCAAUUGUAUUCUUCAUACUAUAAAAUAAUGCCAUGGAAUUCUAAGAAAAUCAUGUCUGCUAAAUGAACUAGUGUAGCCCACAGCCAUUUGGCAUAGCCAGAUCAGGGCCUAACAUAAGGAUAACUCAGAGUAUGCUAUUCUGUUCUUCUGAAAUAGACUACAUUUUCUUCAUAUCAUGUGUCUUUAGACCUGUCUAAAAUAAAUAAUGGAUUUAUUGUGAUGGUGUAGGCUAUAUUAAAUGGAUUUAUUCGACUUUUUUUAAAUGUAGAUGUUCCAAAGGUCUGAAUCAGUGGCUUGUAGGCUGUGUGUGGAAGCCAGGAGAUGCUAAAUGUGUUUGUUAAUUAACGGUGUGUGUGACUGACUGUGUGUGUGUGACUGACUGUGUGUGUGUGUGACUGACUGUGUGUGUGUGACUGACUGUGUGUGUGUGACUGACUGUGUGUGUGUGUGACUGACUGUGUGUGUGUGACUGACUGUGUGUGUGUGACUGACUGUGUGUGUGUGACUGACUGUGUGUGUGUGUGUGACUGACUGUGUGUGUGUGUGUGUGUGACUGACUGUGUGUGUGUGUGACUGACUGUGUGUGUGUGACUGACUGUGUGUGUGUGACUGACUGUGUGUGUGUGACUGACUGUGUGUGUGUGUGACUGACUGUGUGUGUGUGACUGACUGUGUGUGUGUGACUGACUGUGUGUGUGUGACUGACUGUGUGUGGGUUUUAAAUAGAGUGACGUUAGUGCUGACCCAUUGCCUGGGCUAAUUGUAAUCCACCGUUAAUUGCACCUAGUUUGGGUCAGAGGGCUGGCUAUAAGGCCCACUGGCACGUAUGCUGUCAAACACUAUCUCGUUACUGUCAAAGGUCCUGGCUUAAAAGCCAAAAGAGCAGUGUAAAGUGCCCUGGUUAAGAUACGGUGAUGAUGCUGUUUAAGCUCUCUGUGUACAAUAGAGGCAUUACCAGGCGUUAAUACACACAUGACACAUUCAUCACAUUCAACUAGCCCUGACUGAACUGCAAACAGUUAUUUCGAGAAACCUGUAAGAAUGUAUAGUUGUGUUUGAUUAUUCAGGGACUUUCUAACUUUUAAGUUGGUUAUUUUGCUUUUCCUUCUUUUUGUGUCUUAUUUUCUGUGUGUAAGAUUUGCAGUCUUGUGUUUGGUUGCUGUGUUAUUGUUUUUUGCUCUCUGUGUGUGUUAACCCUCCUCCUUUCUUCCCCUUUCACCCCUCCUCCUCAGACAUCUACUCUCUUUCCCUCUCCAUUCCCUUUAUCUCCUCUACACAUUAACGAGUCCCUGUCUUUCUGCCAGGGGAGCCAGGUAAAAUGUGUUCCUUAGCUGCCCCUCUUUAGAACAGUGUGGUUGCACUGUACUGAAUAGUUGUCCAAGUAUCCAAUAGCUUUUCAACUAUCUAUCCACACUUACAAAUAGCCUUUACAUGGCAUCCAACAUUUGAUUCAAUUGCUUGUCGUUGUGUGUUUUUUGGUUGCGUUUGGUCUUUCAAAUGAACGCGUUUUGUGUCAAAAAAUUUGUUUUUUUUGUCUCUCAAAAGAUCCACUCUGUUAUCGUAGGAUUUCAUAGUUAUGAGUUGUAGCUAUAUUUACUUUGUUCAAUCAAGCCAGUGAGGAAGAUGGCUAACUUAAACAGUGGUAGAUUGAAAGGCCCUUAUAAGCUUUGAUAAGCUGAGAGCUCUGUGUGGCGCUGCGUGUCUGCAGGGUGUGAUGACCAAACACUCCAAACAGUCAGAGUAGCUGAGCUCCUCUCAACCAGCUGUAAUCCUCUAACAAAUUUAUUACCCACAACCAACCCUUCACAGUUAUAUUUGAACAUGCCAGGCAUUCCUAUCAUAGCCUGACACUCACAUUGCCAAAUGUUGCACAGAGAUUGCAUAUGAUUGCAGUUCACAGUGAACUAGGCCUAAAUCUGGCUGUCCCAUAGCAGGUUGGAUUUAAUGUUUAAAUGGUUUAGAUGGAAACCAUUUUUUAUUAUUAUAGGGAUAGGAAUUAUUUAGCCUUGUUUGUUCAGUUUAAUUGAAUGGAAUAACUCAGGGGGUCCACGAAAAAAGACAUCUAUAGUAAAAAAUUAUACAAAUAAAAAAUGUGUGACUGGUACUAUAUAUAUAUAUAUAUAUAUAUAUAUAUAUAUAUAUAUAUAUAUAUAUAUAUAUAUAUAUAUAUAUAUAUACACAUACACACACACACACACACACACACACACACACACACACACACACACACACACACACACAGUUGAAGUCGGAAGUUUACAUACACCUUAGCCAAAUACAUUUAAACUCAGUUUUUCACAAUUUCUGACAUUUAAUCCUAGUAAAAAUCCCUGUCUUAGGUCAGUUGGGAUCACCACUUUAUUUUAAGAAUGUGAAAUGUCAGAAUAAUAGUAGAGAGAAUUAUUUAUUUCAGCUUUUAUUCCUUUCAUCACAUUCCCAGUGGGUCAGAGGUUUACAUACACUCAAUUAGUAUUUGGUAAUAUUGCCUUUAAAUUGUUUAACUUGGGUCAAACGUUUCGGGUAGCCUUCCACAAGCUUCCCACAAUAAGUUGGGUGAAUUUUGGCCCAUUCCUCCUGACAGAGCUGGUGUAACUGAGUCAGGUUUGUAGGCCUCCUUGCUCGCACACGCUCUUUCAGUUCUGCCCACACAUUUUCUAUAGGAUUGAGGUCAGGGCUUUGUGAUGGCCACUCCAAUACCUUGACUUUGUUGUCCUUAAGCCAUUUUGCCACAACUUUGGAAGUAUGCUUGGGGUCAUUGUCCAUUUGGAAGAACCAUUUGUGACCAAGCUUUAACUUCCUGACUGAUGUCUUGAGAUGUUGCUUCAAUAUAUCCACAUAAUAUUCCUUCCUCAUGAUCAGAGCAUAUGAGCGGAGUGGAGCGGUGAGAAUCUCAGCUCCUCGCUCACGGAGUUGUUCACCCCUCCGCUCCCCCCGCUCAAAGCCACAUUAGGCCAGUCCGCUCAUUAUCGCUCAGCGCUCAACGCAGUUUGCAUCGUGCUCCACUCAAAUCGCCCCCGCUCACUCCAAAAAAGGAACGAAAUCUGCAUGUAUUUCACUUUUAGCUCAAACCACAGCCUUACUUUAUCUCCCCGAAUUUGUUGCAUACAGACUCAUCUCGGAUUAUCCAUUCUGUCUUGAAACGGGGAUCUAACACUGACGCUAAAAUGAGAUGUUAAUCAGUAUAGUAUAUUCCAUAGCGAAUUGACACGUUGUUUGCCAAUGUUUCUGCAAAAGCAGCGAUGCCCAUUGGAAGUGCAGCGUGAGUGUAAUCGGUGAGCAGGGAUUUGAUUUAUGUGACAGCAGGGAGGAUCAUCCCCAGGUUCCCCAGCUCCUUCUGCAUUUUGUCUGUGAGGUCUGCUAGUGGUGUCAGCACACGGACAAGGUGCGUCAGCUGCGGUACUUGAUUCAGGGUGAUGUUAGCAACAUUAGACUUGAGUUUGUUUUGCCAUAACGGGUCUUUUUGGAACAACCGGAUGAACGACUGAAUCAUCCGCAGCUGGCUGCUCCAUCAAAUGGCGCAGGCAUUUGUGGGGCGGACACCUAAUUGGUCGGUUUCCUCUGUGCUCUUGCGUACACUUUUCACCAGGUGCCCGACUUUCACUAACAGCCUAUUAAUGUUGUCGUGCUCGUUAACGGCGUUUUUGAUCGCCAGCUGAAGCAUGUGAAUGGGGCAUCUCAGAUGUAAAUUUGACAAAGUAAAGUACUGAUUUAUCAUAGUUUCUUGGGGGGGGGUGUAGCCCGGUUGAGCUGCGCUGGCGAAGUGUUGCAUCCCUUCGCGUUCUCCUUUACUCAGCGGUUCAUAGUCCAUGAAAAUCAUUUUUUAAAAUGCUACAUCCAGCUCUCUUUUUCUCUCCCUUGUUAUGGUUGGGCCUUUGCCUGCAGUGAAUAAACUUUUGAAUUUCUCAACGCUUUUCUCUUGUUGCUGCUGCUGCUCCUCGCUCUAUAAAAUACAAAUUCUUGGACGACACAAAUUAAAUUAAACAGAUGGAUUCUGGGUCAGGCUUGAGCAUGCUUCAGACUCUUGGUGUGAGCGAGCGAAAUUGGAGCGGGACAUAGGGCGACGCUCCGUCCUUUUAAAAAUGCCGCUCUGCGCUCUGUUCAAAAUCAGUCCGCUCACGCUCCACGCUCGCUCACGCUCCACUCCGCUCAUAUGCUCUGCUCAUGAUGCCAUCUAUUUUGUGAAGUGCACCAGUCCCUCCUGCAGCAAAGCACCCCCACAGCAUGAUGCUGCCACCCCCGUGCUUCAUGGUUGGGAUGGUGUUCUUCGGCUUGCAAGCCACCCCCCUUUUUCCUCCAAACAUAACGAUGGUCAUUAUGGCCAAACAGUUCUAUUUUUGUUUCAUCAGACCAGAGGACAUUUCUCCAAAAAGUAUGAUCUUUGUUCCCAUGUGCAGUUGCAAACCGUAGUCUGGCUUUUUUAUGGCGGUUUUGGAGCAGUGGCUUCUUCCUUGCUGAGCGGCCUUUCAGGUUAUGUCGAUACAGGACUUGUUUUACUGUGUAGAUAUAGAUACUUUUGUCCCUGUUUCCUCCAGCAUCUUCACAAGGUCCUUUGCUGCUGUUCUGGGAUUGAUUUGCACUUUUCACACCAAAGUACGUUCAUCUCUAGAGACAGAACGCGUCUCCUUCCUGAGCGGUAUGACGGCUGCGUGGUCCCAUGGUGUUUAUACUUGCGUACUAUUGUUUGUACAGAUGAACGUGGUACCUUCAGGCGUUUGGAAAUUGCUCCCAAGGAUGAACCAGACUUGUGGAGGUCUACACAUUUUUUUUCUGAGGUCUUGGCUGAUUUCUUUGGAUUUUCCCAUGAUGUCAAGCAAAGAGGUACUGAGUUUGAAGGUAGGCCUUGAAAUACAUCCACAGGUACACCUCCAAUUGACUCAAAUGAUGUCAAUUAGCCUAUCAGAAGCUUCUAAAGCCAUGACAUAAUUUUCUGGAAUUUUCCAAGCUGUUUAAAGGCACAGUCAACUUAGUGUAUGUAAACUUCUAACCCACUGGAAUUGUGAUACGGUGAAUUAUAAGUGAAAUAAUCUGUCUGUAAACAAUUGUUGGAAAAAUGACUUGUCAUCCACAAAGUAGAUAUCCUAACCAACUUGCCAAAACGAUAGUUUGUUAACAAGACAUUUUUUGGAGUGGUUGAAAAAUGAGUUUUAAUGACUCCAACCUAAGUGUAUGUAAACUUCCGACUUCAACUGUAUAUACCUUUCUAUCUAUCUAUAUAUAAUCACUAGCAACAAUAGAAUAAACACAUUUUUUAUUACAUACCUACAAUAGAAAAUUGGAAAAUAUCUUCUUUCUAAUGAUAUUUCUCAACUCCUAAUAUUGAGCAAAUUACACUCACUGGAGUAUCUGACAUAGGCUUUGAAAAAGCACCAUUGCGACAAGUGCUGCUGGUAAGCUCUCUUGACACAUUUUUGCCAACACUUGGCUAGCCUUUGUUUAACCAGCUAAAGAGCUGCUCUUAGCGAAAAUGUGUUUGGAGUUACCUUUCUAGCUAAUAGGCUAUGUUAGAGUUUACACUUACUCUUCCCAUUAUAUUGUGGGGGAGGUCAAAAUAAUGAAAAACUAUCUACCAAAUCUAUUCAUUUUAAAAUGUUGAUUACUUAUCCUUGCCAUUAUCAUUCACCUGAUGUUAAGACAAUAACAUUUUUGUUUGUUGAUAAGACAAUGUUUAUUUUUUAAACAUGUUUUAUGAACGUAUGAUGGGGGUCCCUGGGUCACCGGUUUGCCUGGGAGGGGGUCCCUGGGCAAGAAAAGGUUGAAGACCCCUGGAAUAACUGAUUCAUUCAUAUUAACCUGUUCUGUGGAAUGUUAAAAUGAUCAAAUGAGGUAGGAAUGUAAAGAUGUUUGCAUGAAUAUCUUUGGUUCCUUCUCCUUACUCUGUGGUAUAUGUUGAUCACUCUGCCCCACCCUGGACUCUCCGGCGCCCCUCACAGCUGAGUUGAGAUUACAGCGGGAGCUUUCCUCUCCCCCACUGGCAGACAGCCUGCGGACCAAAGGAGAGGUCACCCCUCUCCCUCCCAUCGCCUCCACCACAACUAAUACCUUCUCUCCAUGGGAGGCCUCACUGGACGACCCCUUCCUGGCUCUGAAGCCCAUCCCAGCCCGGGCCCAGAGUGCCCCCAUCACCCGGCGGGCUGAGCCCUUAGACCCCCAGGGUCCAACCCCAACCCCCCCAGCCCCAGCCGGGCUCCCUCAGGGAGAGGACCAGUCAGCCUUCUCCUGGUCCCAGAGCCAGUGGAUAGCCUUCAACGACGACUUUGUGCCACUCCGACGCCAACAGAGUUGCAGUCCUGGUACGGGUACAGGCCCAGUCAGCCGUGACCGGACCCAGUCAAACCCACCUACCAGCAGGACCCAGUCUAACCCUCCUAUUGGCAGGGUCCAGUCUGGCCGGUCCAUCCUUUUCUUCUCUGAGGACCCCGCUGACCCCUAUAACAAGAUGCCGCUGAGCAGUGGGGUUGUGGAGGACAGCGCCUCCUGUGUCUCGGAGGUCUUAUCAGCACUGACAGAGGGGAUGGUAGCCUCAGCAGCAGCAACAGCUAGCCAAACACACAACGGUAACCUCUAGCAUGCCAUAAACAAAUGUUUUUUUGUCUGAUUGAAGUUUGAAGUGUUGCCUUUUUGUUUUUUAAAUAUUUUUCUACUUUUUAAAAUUGUCUUUUCAGUUUGAGAUGUCCACCUUUUUAUAACAAUGUUAUAUACAAUCUUUUUGGUUGAAUAAUAUACUUUGAUUUGUGUUUUUUUGUUUUGCUUGUUUGCCUUAGAGAAUUGUUUACACAAAGUUUUGUGAGUUAUGUUCCUUUUUUCUGUAUGCAUUCUAUGAUUUGGAAUUUGUGCAUGUCGUGACUUCUGUGUUGAUGCAUGAUUUUGCAUUACGUUGAGUGACUCAGUGAUGUCUAAGAAGUUUAAAUUCACUGAACCUGUUUUAGAAUUCCAUCAGAAAUAUAUUAGUAAUGCAGCAUGGGGUUACCUUAUCAUACCGUAGCUCACUUCUGCUUUUUGUCUAUGAUUGACGCUCUCUACCCCCUCCUCCCCGCCCCUCUGCAGUGCCUGCCCUGGCCAGACCAACUACUCCUCUAUCUGGAGCCCUGGUGCCUCCUCCACGACCCUCCUCCAGACCCAAACUACACACAGGAAAACUCACAGGAAUCAAUGAAAUUGUGAGUAUCUCCACCAGAGUAUCUGCCCAGUAUCUAAUAGAGAAUCUCUAGUAUCAUCAACCUAUCUUUUUGUACGUCAGAGCAUUGAUUGAUGAAACCAUUCCCUAUUAAUGAAUGAUAAUGGACUACAUUUAUUUAGUGUUUUUCACUCUUGCUAUAUACAGUACCAUGUAUGGGGUUAACUUGCCAUAUCCAUCACUAUUGGUUGAUUUCUGGGUUUGUGCGGUCUAUCCAACCAGGUGCGGCCGUUCAGCCCGCCUAAGACGUUGUCCAAUGCCAGUCCUCCUCUGGCUGCUCCCCUCGCCCGGGCAGAGAGCUCCUCCUCCCUGUCCUCCACCGCCUCCCUCAGUGCCUCCAACACACCCACCGUGGGUAAGAACAUGACCAAGCUCCAUCACCUCCCAUCUCUGUACCUCGUACCACCUGCUUUAUGGUCUACUCCUUUCUACUCUUCUCUUGUCUUCUACUCCUUACCUCCUCUUUACAGUCUUCUCUUCUCCAUUCCCCUCUUCUCCUUUCACCUCCUCUACUCUACUUCGAUUCACAUUUCUUAACAACGUCCUUUCCUCUCAAACAAUUCUCAGCUUUUUUCCUCUCCUCUCCUCCACUCUCACCUGACCUAACCCCACUUCUUGUCUUUAAACCUUAUUGGGCUUCUCUCCUUCCCUCACUCCUCUCCUUCCCUCACUCCUCUCCUCCUCACAGGGCCUGAGCAUACCUUUCGUCCUUCCCGCUCCUCUCCGGAACCAGAGUUCCUCCUUUCUCCCUCUCCUCUGUUUCUCCUCAGCCAAAGUGAGUCUCCUUUCUCCUCCCUCACUGUCACUCCGCAAAGCACCUAAUGCACACAGUGUGUCAUCCUGAUUUCGUACAAAUGCUCACAUUCACACCCAGGUGUGUUGGUUUGGAGCCCAUUGCCUAGUACCAUCUCACCUGCCCAGAGCCAUCACCUCACCUCACCUCACCUCAUCUCAUCUCACCGCUUUCUUGUUUUUUUUGGUUUCUUUCCUCUUUCUUUUAUUUUGUUGGGCCCUUAAAGAGGAUGCUGGUUUCAUUGGGAAGCUGCCCACCUUUGAGAAGCUCUGUGAAACACCUGCAGGUAGGGGGUGUGGUCAAGUAGCCUGGACACGCCUCUCUGUUUGUGACACACUAACAACGGCCACUCGGAUUGGCUGUCUGCUCUGUCUGCCUGCUCAUGAAAAAUCUGUAUCUUCUCAACGCGCCUGUCUCUCUGUCAGCAUACGCCUCUCUCUCACUGUGAACGUCCAUGUAAUCAACAAACCGUUAAGCAUGGUUGUGUUCUGUUGAGUAACAAAUAACAAUUUGAAGGUAGGAAGUUAAUUGCAGUGUUUAACAGUUCUUACUCAAAGAAUCCCAGACAGUAAUUCAUUCCAAUGGUAAAUGUAUAAUAAUUCUUAACAAUACCUAAUAUUUUACCCAAAUCUAGAACAUUUAAUUCCUAGAGAGGUGUGAUUGUUUUGGUAUGUAAUGUCUUGGGAUUUUUUAAAUGCACUUUUCCUCUGAAAUAAUGGAAGGAUUAUUAGUCUAUUUUCCAUAAUGAUAUAAUUGAAUGACUGACCUUAUUAUGUAGUACAUUAACUGUGUUCUUCAGGUUGUUGUCUGUUGCAUGAAUGAGUGUGAGCCUUUAUCAUUUUGAUGUCAAAGUUAAAUUGAAUAGUACAAUUCAGUCAUAGCAAUACACUUUCUCUCUCUCUCUCCUCGCCUUCUCUCUCGCUCUCCUCUCUCUCUCCUCCCCUCUCGCCAUCGCGAAAGCCGAAGAACCCAAUGCUACAGAAAAGCGCAAGUAGACCCGGAAUCUCCACAGAUCCACUGCCCUCAUACACUCUCCCUCUCCUCUCCCUCCCCUCUCUUCCCUCUCCCUCAGGGACGUCUCGCGGUCCCAGCCCGGUGACCCUGGCAUCCCAGGAUGCCUUGCCCAUCGCUGUGGCCUUCACAGAGUCUGUUAAUGCCUACUUCAAAGGAGCUGAUCCCACUAAGUGAGUCUCACAUGACCACCUACAGCUCAGAGAGCUAGCCCUUAGCCUGGGCCUAACACACACAGCACACACAAUAUGCACACAAGUGAACACACACACCUUACACGUAGACACACUGCAUGCAUGCAGACACACACACACAUACCGCUGUACACACAAAUGCGCGCACACACAUACACACACUAUGAACAGCCAUUGGUGCACUGCAUAUACUGCUGCAUACUGCUAUUCAACUCGUCCAUACACAUAAUAUGUUACACACAUUUUUAAGUUAAACUUUGCUCCAUACUUCACACACACGACGAGCCAGUGGGCUAUGUCUGUCUGUCUGUCUGUCUGCGUGUGUGGAAUGGUUUAGAUUUUGGUUAGGCCGACACCAUUCUUUCAGAGUGGAUAACCCACACGGGGCAGAUUAUAGUCUGUGACAUAGAAAACAUACACCCUUUUAUUGGUUAACUGCUGUUAAAUUGCUGUUGUGCAAAAUGAUUAUUUUUGCAGGGAUUACCGAAUGGAACAUUUCAUAAGCAAUGCAGCGGACACACAGGGAGGGUUGGAGCUCAUACGUGGACCACACCACAGCACACUGGGAUGGGGCUAGACUACCAGGCCUUGUUUAGAUUUGGACUGAGGUAGCCUUGGACUGAGUUGUACUGGGUCUAAUUUAGACUUGGAUGAGUUACAUUUGGAGUUAAACCAGUGGACUAACUAAGACUGAGACUGUGUGGACUGCCUCGGACUAGAAUUCCAUUAAAUGUACUGUGAUAGACUGGACUAGUGGGCAGAUGUUUAACCCUUUGUGUACUGCUGUGCCGCUCAGGUGCAUAGUGAAGAUCACAGGUUUAACACUAGAACCGCUGGGCCUUUCAGCCUAUAAGUACCUGCUAGAUAGAGAACAUUGCCAGGUGUCUCCUUUAGCAUACGCAUUAGAUGCAUAUCAACCCGCAAGGUGUGCAGGCCAAAUGAUUUGCCAUGAACAUACGCACCAAUGCUUGAUAAAUAGUGCAUAAACAAUUGUAAAUGAUGAAUUGCAUUAAGUAAUAUUUAUGGAAAUAUAUCCAUGACAAGAUUAUGAACAAACUGAGGAAAAACUCAAACCAAGUUUAUUCACCGACUGGGUAAUACAGCUGCAAAGACAAAGCAUGAUUACACAAGCGCAUAUAUUUAUAACCUUCUAAUAGGCGUGGUCAACUCCUUACACAACCAAUACAUCUCUGUUGCUAGGCAGGAAUUUCAUUGGUUCCUCUCCCUGGUGUAGUCACAGCCCUGCCUGUUACUAAAACCAUUGUGGGCGUGGAAUGUGUGUGAGAGAUACAGUGGGGAAAAAAAGUAUUUAGUCAGCCACCAAUUGUGCAAGUUCUCCCACUUAAAAAGAUGAGAGAGGCCUGUAAUUUUCAUCAUAGGUACACGUCAACUAUGACAGACAAAUUGAGAUUUUUUUUCUCCAGAAAAUCACAUUGUAGGAUUUUUUAUGAAUUUAUUUGCAAAUUAUGGUGGAAAAUAAGUAUUUGGUCACCUACAAACAAGCAAGAUUUCUGGCUCUCACAGACCUGUAACUUCUUCUUUAAGAGGCUCCUCUGUCCUCCACUCGUUACCUGUAUUAAUGGCACCUGUUUGAACUUGUUAUCAGUAUAAAAGAUACCUGUCCACAACCUCAAACAGUCACACUCCAAACUCCACUAUGGCCAAGACCAAAGAGCUGUCAAAGGACACCAGAAACAAAAUUGUAGACCUGCACCAGGCUGGGAAGACUGAAUCUGCAAUAGGUAAGCAGCUUGGUUUGAAGAAAUCAACUGUGGGAGCAAUUAUUAGGAAAUGGAAGACAUACAAGACCACUGAUAAUCUCCCUCGAUCUGGGGCUCCACGCAAGAUCUCACCCCGUGGGGUCAAAAUGAUCACAAGAACGGUGAGCAAAAAUCACAGAACCACACGUGGGGACCUAGUGAAUGACCUGCAGAGUGCUGGGACCAAAGUAACAAAGCCUACCAUCAGUAACACACUAUGCCGCCAGGGACUCAAAUCCUCCAGUGCCAGACGUGUCCCCCUGCUUAAGCCAGUACAUGUCCAGGCCCGACUGAAGUUUCUAGAGUGCAUUUGGAUGAUCCAGAAGAGGAUUGGGAGAAUGUCAUAUGGUCAGAUGAAACCAAAAUAGAACUUUUUGGUAGAAACUCAACUCGUCGUGUUUGGAGGACAAAGAAUGCUGAAUUGCAUCCAAAGAACACCAUACCUACUGUGAAGCAUGGGGGUGGAAACAUCAUGCUUUGGGGCUGUUUUUCUGCAAAGGGACCAGGACGACUGAUCCGUGUAAAGGAAAGAAUGAAUGGGGCCAUGUAUCGUGAGAUUUUGAGUGAAAACCUCCUUCCAUCAGCAAGGGCAUUGAAGAUGAAACGUGGCUGGGUCUUUCAGCAUGACAAUGAUCCCAAACACACCGCCCGGGCAAAGAAGGAGUGGCUUCGUAAGAAGCAUUUCAAGGUCCUGGAGUGGCCUAGCCAGUCUCCAUAUCUCAACCCCAUAGAAAAUCUUUGGAGGAAGUUGAAAGUCCGUGUUGCCCAGCGACAGCCCCAAAACAUCACUGCUCUAGAGGAGAUCUGCAUGGAGGAAUGGGCCAAAAUACCAGCAACAGUGUGUGAAAACCUUGUGAAGACUUACAGAAAACGUUUGACCUGUGUCAUUGCCAACAAAGGGUAUAUAACAAAGUAUUGAGAAACUUUUGUUAUUGACCAAAUACUUAUUUUCCACCAUAAUUUGCAAAUAAAUUCAUAAAAAAAUCCUACAAUGUGAUUUUCUGGAGAAAAAAAAUCUCAUUUUGUCUGUCAUAAUUGAUGUGUACCUAUGAUGCAAAUUACAGGCCUCUCUCAUCUUUUUAAGUGGGAGAACUUGCACAAUUGGUGGCUGACUAAAUCCUUUUUUCCCCACUGUAGUACUACAGUAGGAGAGACAUUGUGGUGAGCCUCUCUGCCCCCCCUACCAGAAGUUUCUUCUCACUUCAUCUGUUGAUUUGACCUCGAGACGCAUUCCUCGCUCCUACCUAGUUCUACAAAGUCCUAGUGAAAGAUGUAUAGCUUAUUUUCGUUUCCCUACAAUAAAACAUUAGUGGUAAUACAUUUGAUCAAUUUGAUUUGUAGAUUUGAUUAGUAAUAGAGUUAUAGUAAGUAAUACAGGCAAGUUUCAGCUUCUUUUGACAAUGUAGAAAUUCAAAGAUAAUAUAACCAGGCGGUUACUACUUUACCACUCUCCAUCACUGAUAUGGAGUACAGUUCUGCUGGUAUGUUGUUUUGCGCAGAGGGUGGCAGCUCCCUGCUCUGUUUGUUCACGGUUCCGAGCAGGCUAGUCUUCUUUGCAAUCAACUUGUCUGCCAGGGAAAUUGAUGUGAAGAAGUUGUCCAUGGUCACUGCCUUUGCAGUCUCCACGAGUCUCAAAACCACAGUCUCAGACAGUCACUCACCAGCUAGCCUGGUUUAAUCUUUCCCCAGAUAUGGAAAGCCAUUGAGCAAGUACUUGUUGGCCGCCGAUGUCGAAACCCAAAACUUAAUUCAAAAUUUGUCCAGUUUGUUGGCCAUGUAUCGGGUGAAAUGGCACCGAGAUUUGGUUGGGAAUAGUUGCUCAUCAACAGUUAUAUUCUCUCCUGGCAAUGCAGUUCUUUACACAACAUUUCCAGGGGUCUGAGACGGCGGUGAUCUUGGUCCGUCUGCACGCGUUGGUCUUGCAUCCUUGCCAUCAAAAUGCAGGUGUCACAUAAUCUCUCUGAAGCGGUUGCGUGGCAUGGUCUCUUGGGAAAAAGUUCACCUCAAACCUAUCAGAUCAAAUGGACAAGAGUGCAAUAAAUGCUUUGAGUUCAUCUAUAGACAUGUCCCACGUACUGUUUCCUUUUCUGUGCGCAUGAGUAAUAGUACAAUCUCUGAUGUGCUGCAACAUCUGCGUGUCAAAUAAACAAAGAACUGUGUCGAGUGCAGUGGCAAUUUGUCUCUUUGCGUGAGCUGUAGGGCCUGCUCUCUCUGUGCUGCUCUUCUCAUCUCCUCAGGUGUAGUAAAGAUCAGUUGUUUAACCCUUUGCAUACUGCUCUGUUCUCCUCCCCUCGGGUGCAUAGUGAAGAGCACAGGUUUAACCCUUUGCGUGCUGCUCUCCUUCACUCUCUAGGUGCAUAGUAAAGAUCACGGGUGACAUGACCCUGUCCUUCCCCAUGGGUAUCAUCAAGGUGUUCACCAGUAACCCCUCCCCUGCCGUGCUCACCUUCAAACUGAAGAGCACGUCCAAGCUGGAGCAGAUCCUUCCAAACCAGACACUACUGUUCAGGUGAGUGGAGAAAUUCUAACAUUCUGAUAACGUUUUAUUCACAGGUGAUAUGGUUAACAUAAACAUUCAUACAACGUUUUAAUGAACCUGUUUGAUGUGUAGUUACCAUACAGGCGUACAGGACCAUAGAGAAUCAUUCAGCUAUAUCAGUAAAGACCAGAUUCCAAUACAGGUGUGGGCAUGCGUGGAACCAAAGGAAGGCUGUAACACUGUUUGAACACCAGUGGGCCAGACUGGAGCAUAUCAGGGUGGCAGCCCGUGGAGAGAGAGGUGUUGAGAGGGGGAGGGGGGAACCUAGCUUGCGUCAUUGAGGGGAAAAUCUAUUAGCAUCAGUCAUAAAGCUAUCAUUAUCCUGACAGCGACCUAUUUUCAGACAUCAGGUUCUCAACAGGCCAUGUCUAGAGGAGUGUUGCAUCAACUCUCAACAAGCUACAAUAUCACCUCUAAAUGUAAGCGUCAUGUUGUGUUUCCUCCGGAAUAGCCACCAUGUAUCUAGCCCUAGCCAACUUAUUAGCAGUGAACCAUCAGUGGAAAAGAGACAGCCACCUGAGUUAGUCUCUUUGAAGAGUGGAUUCCUUUCUUCCCCCAAAGGAGAAGAGGGUGUUUUCUUCCCCCUCCUUUCUUUCUCUCCUUCUCGGUCUACUUCCUCUGGUUAACUCUGAGACCACAUGGCUGGACUAAUUGAAUCAAACAGAAUUCAUGUUUUAAUAGCUGGGGGGCAAUAAAAGGGUAACUCUUUCCAGCUAUUGGAGCUCAGCGCAAGCACACACACACACACACGCACACACUGCCGCCGAGCAGAACAAUGAAUACUUGAGUCUCUGAUCAUUUCUCGUGUGUGUGCGCGUUAUCCAGUGAUCCCUCGCAAAGUGACGCUAAUACCAAGGACUUUUGGUUCAACAUGCAAGCUCUCACAUCCUACCUCAGGAAAGCAUCAGAGCAGAACCCUGCUGCGUCCUACUACAACGUGGACAUCCUCAAAUACCAGGUUAGUCCCAGACUAAACAAAAUACUCACUUUAGUAUACUGUAUACCCCUACAGUAUAUACUCACUAUUGUGGUAAUAAUGCAGAAGUCCAGAAGUAAAAUAUUGUGUUUAUAAAUGUAUUUAUUUCACAUAUUGUUAAUGUAUACAUUUUUGGGCAUCUCUCCAAUAAUAUGAUCUUUGCCCUUUUCCCGCUGACCUUAUGCCGUGUUCCUGGGUGCGCACGUGUCCUAUAAUGGGAUCCAGUACGCCCCUCUAAUCCUUGCAGUGUACUGGAAGUGUACCCCCGCUACCACUGACCUGACCUCUGACCUGUGUCCCUCUGUCUAGGUGUCCUCUAAUGGGAUCCAGUCCACCCCUCUGAACCUGGCAGUGUACUGGAAGUGUACCCCCACCACCACUGACCUGAGGCUGGACUACCGUUACAACCCAGAGUCCAUGCUCUGCCCCGGCCCUCUUUCCAACGUACAGGUCCUAGUGCCCGUAGACGGAGGGGUCAUCAACAUGCAGUCCCUGCCCAAUGCUGUCUGGUGAGAGAAACGAACAGAGAACAUGUGGACAGCAGUACUAUUUAGAUAUUGAUGCUUUGAUUGAUUGCUUGCUUGAUUGAUUCGUAUUGACCGACUGAUAUUGAUAAAUUGAUUUUCCAUUACAAAAACAGACCACAACAGUCAAGACAGCAUAGCACUGGCAUCAGCUGUGAGCAUGGUUAAUGUUCAGUACUUAUCGCUAGCAAUAUAUGUGUUUCGUAGUUGUGUAUCUGUACUAAUAGCAGUGUUUCCCCUAGGUUUUAUUUUCAGGAGUGGUGGCAGAGGUAGUGGUGGGGGCGAGGGUGGGGUCUUCCUGAACGAUUGUGAGAAGGUUUUUUCUGGUGACUUUUUUAAAAGGACAUUCUACUCCAAAAUGCGUGAACUUCCUUUGAAAUUCAUCUGAAAAUCUAGGACAGUUUAAUUGUAUUUUUUGAACUCAAUGACAUCACCAGCCAAUUCUAUAUUAACCCCCAAAAAAUGUUGCUAGCAUAACGUUACUGUAUCUUAGCUAACAGUUAUUACAUGCAUCUAUUGGCUACACUUCCAGGAUUACCUUGGAGGUUUUUCAGACGAUCUGAUGAGAAUCUGAAGAAGAUAUGUAACUUGUUACAGCUUGUCACUCUGAUCUUAAAAGCGCAUCUCUGCAUAUUUAUUAAAAAAUACUAUAUAUACUUUAUAUAUACAGUGCAUUCAGAAAGAAUUCAGACCCCUUUACUUUUUCCACAUUUUCUUACGUUACAGCCUUAUUCCCUCAAUCUACACACAAUACCCCAUAAUGACAAAGCGAAAGCAGGUUUUUAGAAAUGUUUGCAAAUGUAUUAAAAAUAAAAAACAGAUAUCUAUUUACAUAAGUAUUCAGACCCUUUGCUAUGAGACUCGCAAUUGAGCUUAGGUGCAUAUAUAUGUGUGUGUGUGUGUGUGUGUGUAUGUAUUUAUAUAUAUAUAUAUAUAUAUAUAUAUAUAUAUAUAUACACACACACACACACACACACACACACACACACACACACACACACACACACACACACACACACAGUGAGGGGAAAAAAGUAUUUGAUCCCCUGCUGAUUUUGUACGUUUGUCCACUGACAAAGACAUGAUCAGUCUAUAAUUGUAAUGGUAGGUUUAUUUGAACAGUGAGAGACAGAAUAACACCAAAAAAAUCCAGAAAGACGCAUGUCAAAAAUGUUAUCAAUUGAUUUGCAUUUUAAUGAGGGAAAUAAGUAUUUGACCCCUCUGCAAAACAUGACUUAGUACUUGGUGGCAAAACCCUUGUUGGCAAUCACAGAGGUCAGACGUUUCUUGUAGUUGGCCACCAGGUUUGCACACAUCUCAGGAGGGAUUUUGUUCCACUCCUCUUUGCAGAUCUUCUCCAAGUCAUUAAGGUUUCGAGGCUGACGUUUGGCAACUCGAACCUUCAGCUCCCUCCACAGAGUUUCUAUGGGAUUAAGGUCUGGAGACUGGCUAGGCCACUCCAGGACCUUAAUGUGCUUCUUCUUGAGCCACUCCUUUGUUGCCUUGGCCGUGUGUUUUGGGUCAUUGUCAUGCUGGAAUACCCAUCCACGACCCAUUUUCAAUGCCCUGGCUGAGGGAAGGAGGUUCUCACCCAAGAUUUGAGGGUACAAGGCCCCGUCCAUCAUCCCUUUGAUGCAGUGAAGUUGUCCUGUCCCCUUAGCAGAAAAACACCCCCAAAGCAUAAUGUUUCCACCUACAUGUUUGACGGUGGGGAUGGUGUUCUUGGGGUCAUAGGCAGCAUUCCUCCUCCUCCAAACACGGCGAGUUGAGUUGAUGCCAAAGAGCUCGAUUUUGGUCUCAUCUGACCACAACACUUUCACCCAGUUCUCCUCUGAAUCAUUCAGAUGUUCAUUGGCAAACUUCAGACGGCCCUGUAUAUGUGCUUUCUUGAGCAGGGGGACCUUGCGGGCGCUGCAGGAUAUCAGUCCUUCACGGCGUAGUGUGUUGCCAAUUGUUUUCUUGGUGACUAUGGUCCCAGCUGCCUUGAGAUCAUUGACAAGAUCCUCCCGUGUAGUUCUGGGCUGAUUCCUCACUGUUCUCAUGAUCAUUGCAACUCCACGAGGUGAGAUCUUGCAUGGAGCCCCAGGCCGAGGGAGAUUGACAGUUCUUUUGUGUUUCUUCCAUUUGCGAAUAAUCGCACCAACUGUUGUCACCUUCUCACCAAGCUGCUUGGCGAUGGUCUUGUAGCCCAUUCCAGCCUUGUGUAGGUCUACAAUCUAUGGUAGAGAGUGGAAGUGCAACUGCUUGUGUAAGAUACAUGUUCACAUGUCGUCUUUCAUCUCUUUCCACCAGGAACUCGGAGCUGAAUAAGUCUCUAUGGAAGCUGAGUGAUAUCUCAGAGAAGUCUGAUAACGAAGGCUCGGGGUCUCUGAGGGCUAAGUUUGAGCUGUCGGACGGCCCGUCCACCCCAACCACCCUGGCUGUGCAGUUUAUGAGCGAGGGGAGCACGCUGUCGGGGGUGGACAUGGAGCUGCUGGGAGCCGGGUACAGACUGUCCCUCAAUAAGAAGAGGUUUGCCACAGGUACAUAUAGGACCAAGACCUAAACACAGAAUCUGACACCUGAUUUAAGGCUUCUGCAGCCGAAACAUAUGGGUGCAGGAAUAAAGCAAAGGAGCAUAUUGUGUAUGGGAGAUUCUUUCUUUCCUACUCGCCACAUAAUCUAUUCUUACCUAGGAAGAAGUGAUUAGCUACAGGUAAUAACUACUGACUUGUCACCGAUUUUAUUGUUUUAAUGUUUGUGUUGUGACUUGAGCGGAAGACACUCGCGUUUGGUUAGUCAAAUGUGAAUGAUGUGGUCUAUACUGGGGUCUAAUGUCUGUGUUGUUCCUUAUUCUCCUAGGUCGUUACAUGGCAGACUGU